Molecule: messenger RNA, 870 nt
Organism: Mytilus californianus (California mussel)
Lineage: Eukaryota; Metazoa; Mollusca; Bivalvia; Mytilida; Mytilidae
Product: carbonic anhydrase 1-like
Exons: 7
Coding region: 1-798 (265 amino acids)
Cellular component (GO): cytoplasm
Molecular function (GO): carbonate dehydratase activity; zinc ion binding
Source: RefSeq, a predicted model, not a curated record
AUGUCAGUGAUGGAAUUCGGAUAUGAUCCUCAUUCAAUUAAAGGUCCAGGGUAUUGGAACAUGAAAUGGCCUUCUUGCGGAUUUUCAAGACAAUCUCCAAUCGAUAUAAAUACAACGUAUGUUACCUAUGGGAGACCUUAUGAAAUCCGUUAUAAUCAGGAAAACCAAGACCUUCCUGGAAACCUCAUUAAUAACGGUCAUACAACAGCAUUUUACUUUGAGGAGAAAGCGAGAUACUUAUAUGGAGUACCUGGAUCACCGAAAGACAAAUUCCUCCUGAACGAACUACACUUCCACUUUGGAAAUGACAGAAUACACGGUUCUGAACACUCCAUAAAUGGACAAUUUUUCCCUAUUGAGGUGCAUAUGGUCCACUACAAUUCUAAAUAUAGACAGCCUAGAAUAGCUUCCAUGAUGCCAGAUGGGAUUAUAGCUGUUUCUGUCUUUCUUCGGAUACGAUCUGGACCUCCAAACCAUGUUGAUACAUUCAUAAAGACCAACAUACCUCGUGUCAAAGAUCCAAAAGGUAAAGCUGUCAAAGCCGAUUUGAAUCCAUCCUUGCUAUUGCCUUUUAAACGUGACUUCUAUACGUACCGAGGAUCAGUGUCUGUUCCGCCAUGCAAGAAUAAUAUACGCUGGAUAAUCAUGAAAGAAACACGUGACAUCUCUAUCCUUGCAUACAGAGCUUUUCUGACAUUGAAGACGAAGGAAGGAGAAAUAAUAUCAAAAUAUGGAAACUUCCGUCCAAUCCAAGAUUCCUCAUGUAAUAGACUUGUAGAGGCCAAUUUUAUGUACUAAAACUCUACCUCAAUUUGAAACAUUGUUAAAGAUUGCCGUUUAUUAACGCCAGACUUCCUCAAAAUCACUGUU